Molecule: messenger RNA, 1393 nt
Organism: Impatiens glandulifera
Lineage: Eukaryota; Viridiplantae; Streptophyta; Magnoliopsida; Ericales; Balsaminaceae
Product: probable polygalacturonase At1g80170
Exons: 9
Coding region: 34-1350 (438 amino acids)
Biological process (GO): carbohydrate metabolic process
Molecular function (GO): polygalacturonase activity
Source: RefSeq, a predicted model, not a curated record
AAAGAAUCCAUCUUCCUCUCUCUUUCCGUUAUAAUGGUAAAAGCAAUUUCUCUUCCUAACAAGAAAUGGGCAGCUUUCCAAUUCAUCAACAAUGGCUUCUUGAAGAAGAAGAAGAAGAUCUUGCUUCUCUGUUGUCUCAUUCUCCUCCUGUCGACGCCAUUGAUAUGCUGCUGUCGAGCUUUCAAUUUCAACGUUAUGGAUUUUGGAGCUGUCGGAGAUGGAAUAACCAACGAUACAGACGCAUUUGUGAAAGCAUGGAACAUGACAUGCAACGGCAGUAACAGCACCGCCGCCGUGGAUCUCAAAGUUCCGGCCGGGAACAGGACCUUUUUGUUGUAUCCCGUGACUUUUACCGGUCCCUGUCUCCCUCAACUCAUCCACUUGUCGAUAUUAGGAACUAUUGUGGCUCCAACAAACACAAGUGCAUGGGAUGGAAAGAAUCAAGGUCGAUGGCUUAUAUUUCAAGGUGUUAGCGGUCUUCAGAUCGAUGGCUAUGGUAAAAUCGAUGGUCGUGGCGAUGAAUGGUGGAAAAUCUUGUGCCCGGGCCCUAAACUUGUCCCGGGUUGCGUAAAGCUUGCUCCAACGGCUUUGAGCAUUAUAUCAAGCCAAUAUAUAUCGAUAAACAAAAUAACAAUAGUUAAUAGCCCACAAACUCACAUACUUGUGACCGGUUCACAAUCAAUCCAGUUCGAGUCACUAACCAUAAGAAGCCCUGAGACAAGCCGAAAUACAGAUGGGAUGCACAUUAGCAACUCCAAAAAUGUAACCAUCAGAAAAGUCACUAUUGGCACCGGCGACGAUUGCAUAUCGAUUGGUGAUCAUAUCUCGAACAUCGACAUAUCUGAUGUCACAUGUGGGCCUGGUCAUGGAAUAAGCAUUGGAAGUUUGGGUAAAAGUGGGAAUGUGGUAAAUGUAGAUAACAUCAAAGUAAGUCGAGUCCACUUCAUUAGAACCACUAAUGGUGCUCGGAUCAAGACAUGGCAGGUUGGGAGAGGAUAUGUUCGAGGGGUCGUGUUCGAGGAUCUUAUGUUUACGGACGUAAUGAACCCAAUCAUCAUCGACCAAUACUAUUGUGAUGUUAGGGGUGGUUGCAACCAAACGGAAACGGGGGUGGCGAUAAAUGACGUAGUCUACGCGAGAGCGUUUGGGACAUCGAAGUCGAAAGUGGCGAUAAAUUUGAAUUGCAGCCAAGUUGUUCUUUGCAAUAAUAUAUUGUUGGAUUCUAUUCUAUUGGAAUCUUCUGUAAUUGGAAAAGAGGUUAUUUCUAGUUGCAAUAAUGCUUAUGGGACUGCAAAAGGCCAAGUAAAACCAAACUCAUGUCUAGCCAUUCAAGAUUCUUCAAGUUAUUAACAAAUUAUUAUUACUGUUUACACAUACAAUUGUAAUCAGAUUA